AUGAUAUACUAUUUUAUUUUUUGCAUAUUUUUUCUAUUAAUAUUUAACAGAAAUAAAUAUAAUGUAAUAAAUGUUAACUUAAAAAAAAAGCAAAAAGGGAACUAUCUAAAUUGGGGGACAUUUCAAAAAAAAACGAAAACAGCUAGUCGAUUAAAUUAUGACAAUUUAUGUUUCCUCUACUCUCAUAAUGGAAAUAAAUUAAAAAAUAAAAAUAUAAAUAAUUUUUAUCAUAUUGGAAAUAAUGAUAAUACUUUUAAAUAUGGAGAUAAAUAUAUAUAUAAUAAAUUUGAUAACAAAACAAAACAACUUUAUUUCGAAAGAAAUGGAAUAAAUGUACCAGCUGAUGUGGCGAUGUUUGGAAAAACAAAUUUUUACUAUAUAAGAAAAAGCAUAUAUGAUAAAAAUAAAAAUAACUUAAUGCCAAAUGAGAUAAAUAGUGAGUAUAUAGAAGAACUCCAAGAUUCUGAAUCGGCACAGUUUGGUAAGGCAGAAAAUUGUGAUAAAGCAGAAAAUUGUGAUAAAGCAACAAAUUGUGGCAACACGACCGAAGAUAUAAAUAGCGAUAAUAAUAAAAACCAAGUUUUUAAUUAUAUAAAUGUUGAACGAGAUUAUGUUAGCCAAGUGGGAAACUCCCCACAAGUAAAUGUUUAUGAAAGAAAAUAUAAAGCAGACGAAAAUAAAUUAAAUAAAAUUUUUGAAAACAUUAAUGAAGUAAAUAUACAACUAUUAAAAGAUAUAAAAAAUAUAGAUGAUAAAGAAAAAGCUAUAAAUAAAAAGGUUAUAGAAAAAGUAAGAGAAGAUAUAAAAAAAUAUCAAGAAACAAAUGAAAUAAUGGAUAUAAAAGGUAAUAUAGUAAAAUCAGAGGUUAGUAAUAAACAUAAAGGAAAAGAAGAUGGUCAAGAAGAUAAUAAUUUCACAAACUCAGAUAUGGAUGAAGAUGAAAAAAAUGAAGUACUUAAAAAAUUAUAUAUGAUUAAUAAAAAAACUGAUAAAUAUUUAGAAGAAGAUAUUUAUUUUGUUAUACAAUCAUGGCUACCUGAUAUAAAAAUUGAUGACACUCUUAUUAUUAUUGAUAAUAUUGAAAAAAAUUAUAAUACUUUUGAUAUUUCAAAAUAUUAUGAAAAAUUUAAAGAAGCAAAUAAAUCUUCUGAUUCAAAUAAAAAUAUUUAUGAUAAUUUAUCAAAUUUACAAAAUUAUCAACUUGAAAAUAUUCCAAAUAACAUAAAUGAUGAUACUGAAAUAGAACAUGAACAUGUACAAUCAUAUAAUAAUACAUAUAAUAAACUAAAUAAUUAUAACCUUAAAAAAUAUUCAUAUACAUAUACUACUAAUGAUAAUAUGGAUACAAAAUUUAAUAAAAAUGAACCUAUGCCACCAAUAAUUAUAAUUAAUACCAAAAAAAAUCAUAUGGUUCAAGAAUGGGAAAGUCGAAAUUUUAAAAAUAGACAAAAAAGAAAUAAAUCUCAUGAAUAUACAAGAAUUCAAAGAGCCUUUAGACCAUUCUCUUACAUUGAUUUGAGUGAUAUUUCAUGUAUAUAUAAAAAUAAUUUAUUACAAAUAAAAAUGAAAUUAUCUCAUAGAAAAUAUAAAAAUGAUGUAUACCCAUUUUUUGUUCCUAUUAAUAAACAUACUGAUGAUUUACUUGAUUUUAAUGGAUAUAAACAAAAUGGAGAUAAUGCUUGGUCUUUUUUUUGGCAUAACUUUAAUUAUGAUCAAGACACAGAUUAUAACUUUUUAAACAGAAAUGUUAAAUUAAAUCUUACAGAAACGAAGUUUGAGGAAGUUAACAAAAAAAAAUCCAAGAAAAUUAUGAAAAAAUUACUGAAAGAAACGAAAGGCAAAUAA
This is a messenger RNA of Plasmodium yoelii, 1845 nucleotides long. Its product is annotated as erythrocyte binding protein. The record is from RefSeq and is a predicted model, not a curated record. The transcript has a single exon. Lineage: Eukaryota; Apicomplexa; Aconoidasida; Haemosporida; Plasmodiidae. The coding region runs from base 1 to 1845 and encodes 614 amino acids.